Scomber scombrus (Atlantic mackerel) is the source of this 1359-nucleotide messenger RNA. RefSeq names its product GDNF family receptor alpha-4-like. Gene Ontology annotation, molecular function: signaling receptor activity. Gene Ontology annotation, biological process: nervous system development. NCBI's taxonomy places the organism in Eukaryota, Metazoa, Chordata, Actinopteri, Scombriformes, Scombridae. Gene Ontology annotation, cellular component: external side of plasma membrane; signaling receptor complex. The record is from RefSeq and is a predicted model, not a curated record. The transcript has 8 exons. Bases 1 to 1359 code for a protein of 452 amino acids.
AUGUGUUUCAUCAGCAUCGCAUGCAAGCCUGGAGGUGUGUCGCCAUUCUCAGCGCCCAUCUUCCCCUUCCCUCCCUCCCCCACCGACUGCGUCGAGGCUCAUCGGGUGUGCUCUGUCGACCCCCAGUGCGAGGCGUUGUACCGGGGCUUGGAGCUGUGCGCCGCCGACGCGGCGGUGUCCCCGCUGGGGGAGCAAGCGGCGGCCGAGUGUCUGGAGAGACAGGACGCUCUGCUGUCCAAACACAGCUCUCUGUUGGCAUGCAAGUGCCAGCGUGGCUUCCGCAAAGAGGAGCAGUGUCUACGCAUAUACUGGAGGGUUCGCCUGCUGCCAGAGGACUAUGAGCUGGAAAUAUCUCCUUAUGACAACACGCUAAUGGAUACUCGUAUGGCCUCGUUAGUGGCAGCAUCACCUUCCAAGCAACUAGAUGGUGAGAACCAAUGCUUGAAAGCAGCUCAGGACUGUGGUCUGUAUGAGAAGUGUGGCUCCCUGCGUUCAGAGUACGUCCUGGCCUGCACCAAGCGGGUGCCUCAGACCAACCGAUGCAAUCAACACAAGUGUCACCGAGCCCUGCGACGCUUCCUGGAGCGGGUGCCUGAGGAGUACAGUUUGGGCGUCCUGUUCUGCCCCUGCACUAACACCAUGUGUGGUGAGAGGAGGAGGAAAACCAUCGUACCCUCCUGCUCCUACCAGGAGAUGGAUGGCAUUCAACCCAACUGCCUCCACCAGCAGAGCUUCUGUCGCCGGGACGACCUCUGCAGGUCCAGACUUGCUGAUUUCCUUCAAAACUGCCAGCCGUCUCCUCUGAAGGCCAGCGGCUGUCUGAGAGACUCAGCUGGCCUCUGCCUCCGAGCCUACACCGGACUCAUCGGUACCAUCAUGACCCCCAACUACAUCAGUAACAGCUCUGCAGACGUGUCGCUGUGGUGCAACUGUGAAGGCAGCGGCAACCAGUGGCAGGACUGUCUGAGACUGCAGCACAUGUUCACCCACAACAGCUGUCUGCGUAACUCUAUCAGUUGGAUGGAGAAUCCCGCCUCCCUGCCUGCCGACAUCACCCCCCCUCCCGCUCCCAGACCCUCCCCGCUGGUUCAGGAGGACGAGCUGCUGAGCAACAACCACCUGCCCGAACACAACGACAUCGUGGUGGAGACCGAGGAAGAGGAGGAAUUACAAACGCAGAUGGAGGAGGAGACUGAUGAAGGUGGCCAGUUUGACGUCAUCCCGCAGUACUCGGAGAGGGCUACCAUCUCUAACCUGGGCUCCUCUGUGGCUGGAGGGGCUGCGUCCCUCACCGCUCGCCCCCCUAAACCCAUCCUACUGCUGCUCCUGCUUCUAUCUGCCUGCCUCAGCUGGGGGUAG